AUGGCCUCCAAUAAAACUACAUUGCAAAAAAUGGGAAAGAAACAGAAUGCAAAGAGUAAAAAAGUCGAAGAGGCAGAACCUGAAGAAUUUGUGGUAGAAAAAGUACUGGACCGACGUGUAGUGAAUGGGAAGGUGGAGUGUUUCCUGAAGUGGAAGGGAUUUACAGAAAAGGUGGUAAAGAAAAAGAUGGAACAAAAAGAAAAUCUGUAUCUGACAGUGAAUCUGAUGAUAGCAAAUCAAAGAAGAAAAGAGAUGCUGCUGAUAAACCAAGAGGUUUAG
This is a messenger RNA of Eubalaena glacialis (North Atlantic right whale), 279 nucleotides long. RefSeq names its product chromobox protein homolog 3-like. Gene Ontology annotation, cellular component: pericentric heterochromatin. The record is from RefSeq and is a predicted model, not a curated record. Lineage: Eukaryota; Metazoa; Chordata; Mammalia; Artiodactyla; Balaenidae. Gene Ontology annotation, biological process: chromatin organization; negative regulation of transcription by RNA polymerase II. The transcript has 2 exons. Gene Ontology annotation, molecular function: chromatin binding. The coding region runs from base 1 to 279 and encodes 92 amino acids.